CCGUGCGCGAGGGCCGUGUGCGCGCCACGCUCUUCCUGCCCGCAGGACAAGGACCCUUUCCAGGGAUCAUCGACGUCUAUGGUGUUGGAGGGGGCCUGCUGGAAUACCGAGCCAGCCUUAUGGCUGGCCAUGGCUUUGCCACAUUGGCUCUGGCUUUUUAUGGCUUUGAAGAUCUCCCUAAAGAGCUCAACGUCAUAGAAGUGGACUACUUUGAAGAAGCAGUGCGCUACAUGCUUCAACACCCGAAGGUAAAAGGCCCAGACAUUGGGCUUCUGGGUCUUUCCCUAGGAGCUGAUGUCUGUCUGAUCAUGGCUUCCUUCUUGAAGAAUGUGUCAGCCACGGUUUCCAUCAAUGGCUCUGCAUUCAGUGGAAACAGACACAUACACUACAAGGAAACCAUGAUUCCACCAUUGGGCCACGACCUGAGGAGAAUGAAGGUGGCUUUCUCCGGCAUACUGGACAUUGUGGAUAUACGGAACGAUACAGUGGGGGGGUGUCAGAACCCCAGCAUGAUCCCAAUAGAGAAGGCCAAGGGGCCCAUCCUCUUUGUUGCUGGUCAGGAUGAUCACUGCUGGAGGAGUGAGUUAUACACUCAGAUAGCCUCAGCACGGUUACAGGCUCACGGAAAGGAAAGGCCCCAGGUAAUCUCUUACCCUGGGACUGGGCAUUACAUCGAGCCGCCUUACUUCCCCAUGUGCCCAGCUUCCCUGCACAAAAUAGUGAACGAAGCUGUGAUUUGGGGAGGGGAGGUCAGGGCUCACUCAAAAGCCCAGAUCGAUGCAUGGAAGCAAAUUCUAUCCUUCUUUGGCAAACACCUGGACAGUACGCACAGCAGAGCCUCCUGUAGAUUGUAGUGGGCUUGCCUGCAACAGACGUGGUAGAUUCAAGGUCUAAUGUUCAGUAACUAUGUGAAUCAGAUUUCUGCUGGAUGACAUGAAAUUCAUGUUUGGGGCACUGAUGGCUUAUAGGUCACUAUACUGAAUAAAUUAUGAAUCAAUAUGGCUAUUCUACGAACAAUAUGUGCUUGUUACAGGUUCGGCUAUAUGUGAUAUGAUAAGUAAAGUUUAAAAACAACCCCUUAUUAAAAUGUAUGAUUUCUUCUAAGCUCAGCA
Grammomys surdaster is the source of this 1112-nucleotide messenger RNA. RefSeq names its product acyl-coenzyme A thioesterase 4. The record is from RefSeq and is a predicted model, not a curated record. Gene Ontology annotation, biological process: acyl-CoA metabolic process; fatty acid metabolic process. Gene Ontology annotation, cellular component: peroxisome. Gene Ontology annotation, molecular function: fatty acyl-CoA hydrolase activity. The transcript is spliced from 3 exons. Lineage: Eukaryota; Metazoa; Chordata; Mammalia; Rodentia; Muridae. Bases 120 to 854 code for a protein of 244 amino acids.